AUGGCUUCUUCUAAUUCUUCUGGCACUACUGAAGGAAGUAAUCAAUUGAAAAAUGAACAUAUUAAUAAAACAGUAAAGAAAGAUGUUGAUAAAGUCGUUGAUAAAUACGACAUUCAAGAUAUUGCUAGCCAAUGUAAUGCAUCACAAAAUAAGACUGUAUCUUAUUGUCGAUGUUGGAAAUCAAAAAAAUUUCCAUUAUGCGAUGGCUCACACAAUACUUGGAACAAAGAAACAGGUGACAAUAUAGGUCCACUUGUUAUUACCAAUAAUAAUGAAUCAAAUAAAUAA
Messenger RNA from Rotaria sp. Silwood1, 288 nucleotides. The record is from the annotation of a GenBank genome assembly. Lineage: Eukaryota; Metazoa; Rotifera; Eurotatoria; Philodinida; Philodinidae.